This is a messenger RNA of Ostrea edulis (European flat oyster), 6784 nucleotides long. RefSeq names its product arrestin domain-containing protein A-like. The transcript is spliced from 14 exons. Gene Ontology annotation, biological process: protein transport. The record is from RefSeq and is a predicted model, not a curated record. Gene Ontology annotation, cellular component: cytoplasm. The coding region runs from base 91 to 1239 and encodes 382 amino acids. NCBI's taxonomy places the organism in Eukaryota, Metazoa, Mollusca, Bivalvia, Ostreida, Ostreidae.
CCGGAAGUUUUUGUUUACAAGUGGAUUGGUGCUUUAUAGCAUGUUCAAUGUUGGUGUUUGCUUCUGCAGCAGGCUUUUCUGCAGAGUGCCAUGAACGAAAUCAUUCUGAGGACAAACAAAGGGGAAUACAAUCCAGGAGAAAAUAUUUACGGAGUUGUGUACUUAAAUAUCUGUAAUCCUACAGCUGGGCGUGGAGUUCGUCUGAAGUUUGAAGGAUUAGAAAGCAUUACUUAUAGCUGCUCAGGGAAUGCUGAUCAUGAAGGUCCUGUCCUAAGCGAUAGCAAAUAUUACAUUGAUGCAAAGGAUGUCACAUUGUACAUAUGUGAAGAAACAGAGGUUGUGGGCAUUGGAGCCUAUUGUUUCCCCUUCAAAGUGUCCUUACUCUCAGAAAUUCCAGGGUCUUUCUCAUCAGAGAAUGGGACAGGCAAUGGAAAAUGGCAAGCAUCCGUCCACUACUGGUUGAAGGCAGAGCUCAUUGGAGCUGAAAGCAUAUCCACUGUACAGUUCCUUGUGGUCAAUCACCCUCUACCUAGCUUCCUGCUUCCUAGCGAUCCACCCAUGGCUGUGGAUUGUAGAAUCGAAGUCUCACAUUUCCUGUUUCUUAAGAAGAGCAUGCAUGUCACAGCCAAAUUGACCAAACAGGUGUGGCAGUCAGGAGAUGUGGCUAAGCUGAGAAUUAUCAUCACAAACAACACAGAUGUCAAUGUCUCUCGUAUCACUAUUAAGCUUUGUCGAGAAUUGAUACUGGUUAAAAGGGGCAUUGUGAUUCCAUGUUAUGACCCUAACGUCACUGUGGAUGAGGAGAAUGAUCGAACAUAUAUCAGGCCUAAGGGAGCGGAUCCAGAAGUUGUAUGGGAGAAUACGAUAGCAGCAUGCAGUCAAGAUGUGUUGAAUAAGGGCCUACAAGAAAUCUGGAUCCCUCUCAAACAUAUGGACAAUAGCCCCGCCUUGACGUCUCUCACUGGACACCACACGCAGUUUCCUCAGGCUCCACCACAACCAUUGAAAAGUUUUCCACAUGGAAGAAUUCGUACAGUGGUAGAAAAUUGUUACUAUUACGUUGACAUCAGUGUCACUCUUCAAAACAAUCAGGAGGGAAACCUGACAGUGCCGAUAUAUUGCUUGAUACAUGCAAAGAAUACGGAGUUCUUGGCAUGGAAACCACCCAGCUGGGUUUAUGAAACAGAAGUAAUAAUGGGCAAAUCCAUAUUUUCUGUUAGUCAAUCUGUUUUAAUGUAAGGAAAGCAAUCACUGUGACACAGGUGUGAGUAUUGUGGUCCAUGGACAUCUCGUAAUUUUCUUGUCAUCAGUAUCAUGGAUUGCUGAUCGGUGCAGAAGACCUAAUGCAUGUAUUUCAUUCAGUUGUCAAAGCCUAUUAGAGAGAGGACCCAAUGAGAGAGUGAUUCUUGGUCUUCUGAAUGUUUUAGAAUGUGGUUUGAUUUAUUGCAUUUCUCACACAAUCAUCACAGAGAAUUGCCAUUUGUAAGGACUGAUUGUAUUUGUUUAGUUUUCUGUUAUCUCAUUUUUUACGACAGUAUGAUCUUGAGAAGUAUGGCACUUUAAAUGUUUAGAAUAGAUUAAAAUUCUUCACUCAGUAAUACUUAUAAAGCCUUCCAUGUUUUGAUCAACGCUUUAUGCAGCAAUUCCCCAGAAUGGGUACUACAGAUGGAGGUAAUAUGAGAAAAUGUUUUAGUUGGGGGGGGAUUAAGUUAGAUGUUACUAAGCAAUUCAUUUGUACCAAGUUUUGAUGUCGCUGAUUAUUAUUUACAUCAUAUUUCAAGACAGGGACAUAUUUUAAACAUUCUACAUAUAAAAAAUUGAGUUUGAGUUUGGGAUUUUAUGGAGUCAAUCACAAAGGAUAAAUGAAGCAAAUGUUAAUCUAGGCUUUAUUUCUAAUGAAUUUUUCACCUCAAUUUGUUCAUCCAAAAAUAUUCUGCAAUAUGAUGAUGUAAAGUUCAAUAUAGAUAUUAAAACUGUGUUUGAUCACAUUUUCACUCUAACUAGUGGCAACAUGUGCACAUCCACAAUAAGCAUCCUCAUUGGUUGCCACAGAAAUGACUCCACUUUCAUGUAAACUCGAAGAUGUCAACGCAAUUUCUUGUGCAUGCAGUGAUAUCUAUAAAGCUCAGUUUUUCUGUGAACUGAGCUGAGAUACUUUGUAACAAGACACCUUUUCUUUUUUUCUUUUGGAUAAAAUAAAUUUUCCUGAUUUCCCAUGUCUAACUUGAAGGUAAAUGUAGUCAUUAAUUAUUUUGAGAAAGAUUUCAUGAUGAACUGAAAUGCGAAUGUAAAAUUUUUGUGGAAGAUGAAGGUUAAAGACAUUCAGCAAGAUUAAAUCAAAUUUGCCAUAAAUAAAAAUGUCAACUUUUAGAUAUCAUAAAUAAAGAUGUCAACUUUUAGAUAUCUUAAAUAAAAAUGUCAACUUUUAGAUAUCAUAAAUAAAAAUGUCAACUUUUAGAUGUCAUAAAUAAAUAUUUCAACUUUUAGAUAUCUUAAAUAAAAAUGUCAACUUUUAGAUAUCUUAAAUAAAAAUGUCAACUUUUAGAUAUCUUUUCUACUUGUCUACAGAUGAAGUACAAGUACAUGUAUAUGAGAGACAUGCUUUUGCAUAAAAACAAACACUCAUUCCAGAGUUUUAAGUGUCAUCUUGUUAGUGUUCCACGGUACAAGAAUAAUUAUGUAAUUGAAUUCUAUAUGUGGAUUACGGUACGUGUAUAAGAAAAUGAACUGUCAGGACAAUAGACGUUUCUGCAUUUAACUUGUAAGACUAUUUUGACAAAUGUAAACAAUAAUGAUAUAUCAGAGCCCUCACAUUGUCACAGCCAACAAUGCUCAUAUGUACUUGAGGUAUUGGUAAAAAUCCUGUUGUCUGGGAAUCUGUUGUUCAAACACCUGUCUCAUUACAUCCUUUGUAAUCCAUCAAUUUCUCUUUUACAGGAAGUGAGGCAUUUUCAGAUAUCCCCCGGUUCCAGGCCCUGAGUCAUAUAGAUGAUUGAUUUUGUAAUAUUGAUCCGUAUUUCUUCUUGUCCCGUAAUGUAUUGCCUUCUUCAAGUUUUUCUGUUGAUCUGACAAUUGUGUUCACUAUGCCAUUGUUGCCUUAUUUUAUGUGUACUGUUAAAAGUACAGGUAUAUUGAAAAGAAAGACAAUUCUCUGUACAUUAAUUCUUUGUGAACCUAUACAGAGGCUGAAUCAGAUGACUUAAUGUCGGUCUGUGAUGAGCUGUUUCUAGACUGAUUUUCCUUCUUUUUUGUAAAAAAGGACUACAAUAGCAGCCUUUUUGGCCCCUUAAAACUGAAGAGAGAAAGAGAGUUCUUUUAAAAAAAAGACCAAAUUUUAUUUGAUGUUAUGAAAGAGUCCUGAUCUUUUUUAUGCCCCCGAGAUCGAAGGGCAUAUUGUUUUUGUCCUGUCUGUCAUUCUGUAAUUCUGUCUGAAACUUUAACCUUGCUAAUAACUUUUGAACAGUGAUAGAGCUUUGAUAUUUCACAUAAGUAUUUCUUGUGACAAGACCUUUCCGUGGGUACCAAUAUUUUUUACUCUGUUACCUUGACCUUGGAGUUUGACCUACUUUUUGAAAACGUUAACCUUGAUAAUAACUUUUGAACAGCAAGAGCUAGAGCUUGAUAUUUCAUAUGAGUAUUACUUGUGACAAGACCUUUCCGUUGAUACUAAACCUUUUGAGCUUGACAUUUGACCUACUUUUUAAAAAAUUUACAUUGGUCAUAACUUCUAAAUGGUAAAUAUUAGAUCUUUCAUAUUGUACACAGGCAUUUUUUGUGACAGGAUCUUUCUACUGGUACCAAGAUAUUUGUCCUUGUGAUCUUGGCCAUCUUGGAAUUGGCCAUUAUCGAGGGCAUUUGUGUUUCACAAACACAUCUUGUUUAUCAGUUAAAUUAAAAUGAUUUAUUGAGAAUUACAACUGACUGAAAGUUGCAUUAGGAUUUUUGGAUAAAACACAAUUUUGAAACAAAAGCAUUACUGUGUACUGUGAAAGGAAAUGCUGCUUUUGCCAUACAUAUAGGUCUCAAGAUGUGCAAGGUUAUGCUUUUAAAUGACCGAUCUUGAACAUACAUGUAUAUAUAUAUUAAUAUAUAUAUAUAUAUAUAUAUAUACAUGUAUAUAUGAAAUGAUGAAUCUGUGAUAUAUCAUAUUAUUUGAAUAUAUAUACACUCAAGAAGGAGAAAUUAUCAUUUCUAUAACUUUAUGAAUGUAUAAAUAUUUACGUGUAAUAAAUUGGUUAUCAAACACGGGUAAAAUAAUCGGUGAGCAUGAAUUUAUAAUCGGACAGUUUAAUAUCGCAUUCUAGAUUAUGGUUUUGCAACUUUAAUGAUAUACAUAUGUACAACUACAAAUAAUUAAUACAUGUACAAUAGACUUAACACAAAUUAUGUUUUCUUUACAUUGUUUUACAUAUUUUUUAAGUAAACAGUAUGAUUGUGAUUUUUAUUAUCUAGAGAAAUGUUAUGUGAUAAAAACAAUGGUUUUAUUGUAUUUUAUACUGAAUCGAUCGAAUAUUUGAAUUAACAUAAAAUUCCUUUCAACUGUAUUAGGGACAAGAUCAAAAGUUCAAUGUCUGACAAAAAACUUAAUUCACAUAGUUUUCACCAAGACCCCACCCCGGUUUAAAACUAAAUAAUUAUGAUGAAUGUUGAAACUAAUCGAUCAACAAGUAAAAAUAUACGAAUAUAAAUAACAUUGUAUACAUUUUCUGCAGUUUAUUCACAAAAGAAAUUGUACAUUAAAACUAUUAAAUGUUCAUUAGAAUGUAAUAUUAUUAUGUGGUUUUUAGCUCACUUGAGCCAGUCCGUCGUCUGUCUGUAAACUUUUCACAUUUUCAUCUUCUUCUCCAGAACCACUGGGUAAAUUUCAACCAAACUUGGCAAAAAGCAUCCUUGAGUGAAGGACUUUCACGUUUGUACAAAUUAAGGGCCAUACCCCCUUCAAAGGGGAGAUAAUCACAAAAAUGCAAAAUUAGGGUAGGGUCAUUUAAAAAUCUUAAAAACCACAGGACCAGAGGAGCUGACAUUUACGUAAAAGCUUCCUGACAUAGUGCAGAUUCAAGUUUGUUCAAAUCAUGACCCUUGGGGGUAGGAUGGGGCCACAAUAGGGGAUCAAAGUUUUACAUAGAAAUAUAUAGGGAAAAUCUUUUUCUCCACAAUCAAUGAGCCAGAAGAGCUGAGAUUUACAUGAAACUUCCUGACAUAGUGCAGAUUCAAGUUUGUUUAAAUCAUGGCCCCUCAGGGGUAAGUUGGGGCCACAAUAGGGGAUCAAAGUUUACAUAGAAAUAUAUAGGGAAAAUCUUUGAAAAUCUUCUCAAGAACCACUGAGCCAGAAGAGCUGAGAUUUACAUGAAAGCUUCCUGACAUAGUGCAGAAUCAAGUUUGUUCAAAUUAUGGCCUCCGGGGAUAGGCUGGGGCCACAAUAGGGGAUCAAAGUUUUGAAUAGAAAUAUAUAGAGAAAAUCUUUAAAAAUCUUCUUCUCAAGAACCAUUGGGCCAAAGAAGUUGACAUUUACAUGAAAGCUUUCUGACAUAGUGUAUAUUCACUUGUCUUUUUUCUUCUUCCACUGAAGUGUAAUGGAUGUCGGAUAACAGAAACUUACAGGAAUUUUUAACCCAGCCACCCCACUCCCCUUUAACUAUUUGAAUUUAGAUUUUUAUCUGACACCAUUCUUUUGAUCUUACUCCUUAGAUGAACAACUUUUAGAACUGAUCAAAGUAAGUCCUAUAUAACUAUGGAAUAUGUAUUGUGUAAUAUUUGUAAAUCUCUAACCUACUGUGUACCCGGAGAGACAAAGGAUUGUUACCAUUAUAAUACCAUGUAACUCAGUAAACAAAUCUCUAACCUACUGUGUACCCGGAGAAAGGAUUGUUACCAUUAUAAUGCCAUGUAACUCAGUAAACAAAUCUCUAACCUACUGUGUACCCGGAGAGAGGAUUGUUACCAUUAUAAUACCAUGUAACUCAGUAAACAUUUACAGUCUCUAACCUACUGUGUACCCGGAGAGACAAAGGAUUGUUACCAUUAUAAUACCAUGUAGCACAGUAUACAUUUACAGUGGGUUUUUUUUUAAAUAUUACAUAGCUAACAACACUUGCAUGAGCUUUAGUACCAAUGAAGAAUUGCAAUUGUUAAAUGGUUUUCACAAUUGUUGAACAAGUAUCUUCAGUGCAAUGCAGUCCUGUAUUAUUAUACAUGUACAUGGCUAUUUUUUAUUGAGUGAGAAACAGGCAUUUUGAUGAUGCAUGUACAUGUACAUUUAAAUACUGUCAAACUAUAGGAGCCGACAUGACUUGCUGUUGUUAUUCUAAACAAUUGGCUUUUUUUAAUUUUUUAUAAAAAAACAGAUAGGUUUAAAUAUAUCCUACAAUGAUAUGAGAGAUAUUGUCACUAGUGUCACGUGACUUACAUUUUUGACUGACACAAAAAUGAAUGUGUAGUUAUUUAUUAUGUGUAUAAUGUAAUGGGUGGUCAAUAGUUAUUAAAAUGAAAAUUUACAUAUGUUGGAGAAUGCAUUCCUGAUUUUGAAAGAAUGUCCUUUAAAUGCUUGAACCCAGCUGCACAAAAGUUAACUUCCAACCAUGCAGUUAAUGCUACAAACAGUUGGUUAACUUGGGUGUAGUUAAUGCUAUGAACAGUCAUUUAACUUCCAUGUAGUUAGGUUAAAUUUAUUUAGCUUUUGAGCAUCUGGGUCUGGAGUAUUUAAUUAUAUUAGAUAGAAGUUUCUUGUGAUUUUAGACUGAUUGUGAUACAUGUCUUUUAUUUAUUAAAGAGAUAGUAGAGCUCA